Molecule: messenger RNA, 797 nt
Organism: Manihot esculenta (cassava)
Lineage: Eukaryota; Viridiplantae; Streptophyta; Magnoliopsida; Malpighiales; Euphorbiaceae
Product: pathogenesis-related protein PR-4
Exons: 2
Coding region: 8-589 (193 amino acids)
Biological process (GO): defense response to fungus; defense response to bacterium
Molecular function (GO): RNA nuclease activity; chitin binding
Source: RefSeq, a predicted model, not a curated record
GAAAAAAAUGGCGAGGUUGUCUCUAGGUGUGAUGCUCCUUCUGUGUCUAGUGGCCUCUGCCGCUGCACAACCACAUUGUGGCAGGCAAGCCGGCAACAGGAAGUGUCCUGGCAGGAUGUGCUGUAGCCGAUGGGGUUACUGUGGAACAACUGCUGAGUACUGUGGCCCUGGAUGUCAAAGCAACUGCAGACCGAGCAGUGAUGAUCUUAGUGAGAGUAUUAGUGCAUCUAAUGUGAAAGCCACUUCUCGUUCCUACAAUUCUGAACAGAAUGCAUGGAACUUGAAUGCUGCAAAUGCCUUCUGCUCAACCUGGGAUGGCGAUAAGCCAUUGGAAUGGCGCAGUAAACACGCCUGGACUGCCUUCUGUGGACCAGUUGGUCCUCAAGGGAAAGAUGCUUGCGGCCAGUGCUUAAAGGUGACAAAUGCUGAAACUGGAGCUGAGGCAACAGUGAGAAUUGUUGAUAAGUGCAGCAAUGGAGGCCUCGACAUGGACGCUGCCGCUUUCAAGCAACUUGAUACUGACGGAAAAGGCAAUGCUCAAGGCUUCCUUAUGGUGAACUACGAGUUUAUAAACUGUACUGCUAACUGAAGAAGAUGAUAACCACACCAAGUCCCUCGUCAUCUUCUGAUAUGAUAAAGAUGAAGGGAAUCUUUCUGCUUGUAUAAAAUUUCAGCAUGUAAUGAAUAAAGUGGUUUAAUAAUAGUUCAACAGCCAUUGUUGAGCGUUUAUUGAAUCAUCUUUUUCAAAGAAAUAAAAUUUAGCUUUAUGAAAAUCAUGUCUUGUCUCUAUUGACUCG